AUGUAAUAAGAAUAAUAAAUAUUAGUGCAAUUAUUAUCAGUAUCUGAUAGAAUACCUGAACUGAUUUGCAAAUUUCUAUAAGAAGUCACUUUUCUAAGAUAGUUUGAUGAGACUUAAGGUCAAGGUUUUAUGAGAAAAUUAGCAGGUUUAGUCUAAUUUAAGAUAUUUCAAUAAGAUGAGAUAAUAUUAGAAUAAGGAAGACCUGUUAACUCAUUAUACAUAUUUAUGUAUGGAUAAGUAGGAAAACUUUAAAAUAAAAGAGAUAAAAACUUUGAAGUCGUAUAAGAGAAAACAGCAAUUGGCGAAAUAUAUUUUCUAACUCGCUAAGCUUGUAAAUUCUGGUUUUAAGCAUUGAAAUCAUCCCUUAUUUGUUAUGUAACAAAAGACAAUUUCUACAAAAUUGUUAAAAAGAAAAAUAUUACAAUGUCAUUGUUAAAUGAAUUACUAUAAUAUCCAUUUUUUACAUAAUUAUCAAUAAGGUAAAGUAAUUUAAUUUAUUAAUGUAGUUUUAUAGAAUAGAUAUGCUAAAAGAGUUAAACAGUUAAUUAUUUAAAUCAUCAGAUUGUAUUUGAUAUUGAUUAAGAUGCAAACAGUUGGUAUAUAGUCAUUUAAGGCGAGUUUGUAGUUUUAUAUCAACAUUAAAAAAAAUACUUUCCACUUAUUCUACUGUCUUAAGGAGAUUAUUUUGGAGAAAUUGAAAUUGUAUAAAAGAUGUAGCGCUAAUAUAGAAUAUAAUGUAUAAGUAAUGAAGCAACUUUAUUAGAAAUAAAUAAAUAAUCAUUUUAAUAAUUAAUGAUUUAUGAUUAACAAUUUAAGAUUAUGAUUCAUCAAAAUAUAUUGAAUAGAAUUAAUUCAUAUCAUGAAAUAAUCAAAUAAAAUAUACUUACUUUAAGUAUACCUUUGUCAAGUAAAAGAAGUAGAUCAAAAAUACAUCUGAAAUCUAUUCAUUUAAAAAUAAAAAGUACUGAAACUUCAGUUGAACCAAAUGUUUAAGAAUUUUAAAGUGAAAGAGAGAAGGCUUUAUUAAAUUUAUUAGAAUCUAAAAUAGUUAAGAAAGAGAAUAAAAAAACCUUAUAUUAAAGAUUGAGACAAUAAAAUCCUAGAUUGUUAUAAUUUCUUGAAAAAAUGGAGGAAGUUAAGUAGUCUUAAUAUAAAUAAUAAUAAUAGAAAAGAUUUGAAUAAAUAAAGCAGCUUCCUUCAAUUUAAUUAAAUCUUAUGAUUCAUUCUAUUUAAUCUUAUUCUCAGAUACCUUUAUUGUCUUUUAAAGGAGAUUCUCCAAUAAAAAUAAGAUAAUUAUCUAAAAGCAGAAAUAAAAAUAAUAAUUCUUCUGUACAUACUUUAUAACAAACUUAAGAGAUUUUGACAAACAUGGGAUAAGGUAAAUAUUUUAAAUUGUUAUUUCAUAAAAAAGAAACUUGA
Messenger RNA from Paramecium sonneborni, 1419 nucleotides. Lineage: Eukaryota; Ciliophora; Oligohymenophorea; Peniculida; Parameciidae. The record is from the annotation of a GenBank genome assembly.